CCCUUGAAGUGGCUGGUGAGAGAUUGCCACACCUUGCUUUACCACAUUCCGGAAUAAGAAAUAUUUUAAGAGUUGGUAGUAUUCGUAAUUUCGUACUCUGUUGUCCGUCGUUCAUGCUUGAGGAGACAAGUUGAGAAUCAGUGUUUGUAUUCGAGUCUCUGUGAAAAGGUUAUAAUUGGUCUUAAAUAGUACAGGAACCAUGCCAAAAUACGUUAAUGUUAUUGUUGAAAUGAGGUAGGUUUCAUUAAAAUCAUGGACAUACUUAUUUAUAGUCUAUUAGUCUAUACCGAGCGAGUUUGCCACUUGUAGUCACUUACAACUCGAUAGACUAUAUGUGAUACGUGGGAUGGAUUAACAGUAUAGAUAAAAAGUGGUAUUAUGAAUGUGAUGACCAGCCUGCUGUGCGAGUAAGCUACCGUGAUUUGUGUCUGUACUAUUAGUAUAAUAAAGUUACCUAGAAACACUUCAUUGUUUCAAGGUAAGGCCCUUCAUCAUGAGGUGAAUAAAAUAUUCGUUAUAAUUGCGCAUGCACGUUGCUUAAAAGGUUGAUUAACUCAUUUACCAGUAGGGAUGCGAGAAGCGAUACAACCUACAGUGGUUUUGUUUUACAAAAGGUCUUGACCUUCCAAUGUCAGUAAAAAUAAAUCAUGCUUAUCUUUAUGAAAUGAGAAAAAUAGAUGAUAAUGUUAGGCAAUUGGGGCUAAUUCGAUCCUUCAUUUGCAUAAAUUCCGUGUAGUAUCGCACGAGCACAACAAUAAUAAUCCCUCCGGAAACCUGACUGAAAUGUUUACCUGAAACCCCAAAUAAGGCAAGUUUGUAGCAGUGUUGAGUUCGUAGGGCACUGGCCUAAAAUGUGGUAUAAUAACUGCGCAAAAUAACUGCGAUAAUAAAUUAAUAUAACCAAAUUAAGCACAUACAUGACUUUGUGUUGAAGUCUAUCUUAUUUUUCACAAUAAUUAAUCACGAUUGCCAUUAGAUAAAUGAGCCUUAAUUAAAAACAAGCUUAUCUGAUUAUAUAAAAAUUAAACUGGCGUCAUACGACGCAGAAAGGCUUGCAAGCCAGUUUACUUUUACCAUGAUAUACUUUUAUAGAUACAAGUAUUUUAUCUUCGCAAUCGUAUUUGCGAAAUCAUACAUACAGUGUUGCUAUGACAUCCAAAAACAGAUUAAUCAUUAAUGCCGUAUUUCAGCGCAUGAUAAUAAUAUUUCUCACGGCUAAGUUAAUUAGAACAGAUUUGGCAUUGAUAACUGACGUCCAUCGAAAUCUGCUUAUUUUUAAUCCUUUUUUGUUAUUUUUAGCGGCCAGAAAGCGUACAAGCUUCUCUUUGCAGAGAUGUCAAGUUGGGUACGACGUAAAACGCCCGCGGCUGAGUGCACGGGGAAGAAUGGACCCGAAGGUGCAUUCGAGAUUUUUGUCGAUGGACAAAAGGUUUUUUCAAAGUUGGAGAGAAAUGGCUACCCUGUCUUGAACGAAGUAUGUGUAAGAAAGAUCUAAUUUAAUAUGUUGAUAUCUUUACACAGGAACAAACAUCUCUGACUCCCUCCAACCCAUAUCCAUCACGCAAACGAGGCUCCAUAGCCAAUGUGAUGUACUUUAUCAACUUUGCUAUCAUUAUAUGUAUAUACAGUGACUGGCUAGGAACCACAACAGCUUGUGCCAAUUACUGUGACCCCUAUAUAUAGUACAGAAAUAAUUUACAAAGUACAGUUAUUACACACACAUAAUAAACAAUACUUGGACAAUAGUCAUUAUAGAAAGUCCAGAAACAACAUACCAAAGGAAUUAGGUCGUCAAAACAGGUUAUUAUUUGAAGGUUAUUUCACAUGUAAAAGAAAGGUUAUUCACCAUGUCCUGUAUUCUUAAUUUUGUUUUUCAGAUUGCAACUGCAAUUGAAAAUUAUUCCAAAGGUAAACCUGUGGUUGAAGUAACAAAGACGGCGCGCAGGAAAUGCGCAUGCGGUCACACGGACUGCGUGUGUGGCAUAGCCACGAGUAUAACAAAAGCGGAUUGUCCGUGCGAGUGUGCUGGCUCGUGCCAUUGAACGACAUCAAGAAUUAGAAAAACUUUGUUUCAAAAUUUCAAAAUGGGGAAAUUUAUUUGAUAGUAACGACAUUAUUAUAUAGGCUUAGAAUUGCAACAUGAAUAUGUUAUUUUAUUUUUUUAAAUGUAUGGUAUAAAAUAUUAAAGUUUUUGGUACGUUUUUUUUGAAAUAUUUAUUUAAAUGUUUCUUGCUAAUUGUUUACAUUCAAAGUUUUUGACAAUUUUUUUUAUAUUAUUACAAUUGUGUUGAUCAGUACAGUAUCAGAAUUUAUAAUAUAGCAUUUGUAAAUUCUGAACGCUGAUUGGCUAAGAGCCGUGUUGAUAUAACUCCAUGUCAACACGGGAAAUUUUCCGCCGCUUGUAACACGGAAAUUGUUCUUAUUCUUCGGGCUUUUGACAUUGCUAUAUUAUAAAACAAAUAUAAAACAUUUUUUCUGUAUUGAUAUAUAGUUAUAUCAACACUCGUGGAAGUUGCGAAAACUCGAAAUUGUGUGAAAACACUCCGCCCUUCGGGCGUCGUGUUUCCACACAAUUUCUCGUUUUCCCAAUUUCCACUCGUGUUGAUAUAACUGUAUAUCAACACGGAAAAUGUUUUAUAUUUGUUAAAUCUUACACCCCCAACCAUUUACACACAUGUAUUAUUAUUGUCAAUAUCAGUUUGCAAUUUAGCUACACUAAUAUUCUAAACUAUUACUCACUAUAGUGCAAUUAUUUUAUUAUUAAUUAAGUUUCGCGCGCUAUUGUUACAUAGUCUGUUAUUAGUAUUAGUGAUCAUGCAUAAUUACUUGUCUUCACUCAUUAGUAUCCUCGCAAUAAAUAAUUAUAUUAAGAUUAUUAAUUUUCACGAGAACGAGUCCAGUAUCUAUGGCUCAAAAUCUCCUUCAGGUAACAUUUGAAUUGCUUUGAUCGACUCCCAUACCCAAGCUGGUUUGACCAGAAACUGAGAGGAAUCCAUUGCGUCGGCCUAUGGAAAGAAAUUGAAUAGUAAUUAGUCUGU
Paramuricea clavata is the source of this 3038-nucleotide messenger RNA. The record is from the annotation of a GenBank genome assembly. NCBI's taxonomy places the organism in Eukaryota, Metazoa, Cnidaria, Anthozoa, Malacalcyonacea, Plexauridae.